Vicia faba (fava bean) is the source of this 378-nucleotide messenger RNA. The record is from the annotation of a GenBank genome assembly. NCBI's taxonomy places the organism in Eukaryota, Viridiplantae, Streptophyta, Magnoliopsida, Fabales, Fabaceae.
AUGGGCGUCUCCACCUAUUUUGCUCGCUUGACAGUCAAUUCGUCUGAAAGCAGUAUUAAGUUAUCGAAGUCUUGUCCAUCUGUGCAUUUGGUAAAGGAGAAUUCUUGGCCCCAAAUAACCUUAGAUAGGAGAAAGAACGAUACGCCUUCUCCCACGGGUCACAUACUAGGAAGAGGGAUUAAUGGUCAAUUGAUGAAAGGCUAUUCCAGGAUCAAUGUCAUUCAUUUCAUCCAGGGAGACACCAAAGAUAUCGGUGUUGGACUUGAAACACUUGAUGAUGCUUAUUUCUAUAGAGCCAGGGAGGUUAGUUGUUAUCCUUACCGUGCGAGAUGGAUUUUUGUCGAGUUAGAAGACUAUGAAUUCACCGUCUAUGAUUAG